This is a messenger RNA of Anopheles coustani, 957 nucleotides long. Its product is annotated as UPF0605 protein CG18335-like. The record is from RefSeq and is a predicted model, not a curated record. The coding region runs from base 1 to 957 and encodes 318 amino acids. The transcript has 6 exons. Lineage: Eukaryota; Metazoa; Arthropoda; Insecta; Diptera; Culicidae.
AUGUCGUUACCGAAAAUAGGACGAAUUUCGACUCCCCAGCCACAUUUCAUGCCAGGCUACACUGGAUACUGUCCACAGUACAUGUAUCGAAUUGGAAACACGUACUCCGCGCUGACACAUCGUUUGCUGAUUGAUCCGACGGUGGCGCACUCGGAAAAGCUGAUCCUUUCUGAUCGAACGAACGACGAAUUCACGGUUGAACGAUCUCCUGUGGCUAUCCAGUUGGACGAGGACGAUCGGCGUCGGGAGGACGAUGACCAACGUGACACCAUCUACCGCCACACGCCGAUGCCCGGCUACGAAGGUUACAUUCCACGAACCAAGGAUAAGUUUGGCAAGCGGUACGCCGUAACCACGACCGAGGGUCUGUCGGAGUUCGAGCGUGACUGUCAGCGGACCAAAGCACAGCUCAAGCGACUGCGUCACCGGGUUGCGCAACCGAUCUCAACCAUUUCCCGUGGAAGCCUUGGCGAACGGAUGUUCUGCCUCAACGACUAUGAAAUACCUCUCCGAUUGGUGCGCCCCGAUGCGCUCAGCGUCGUGAAGGAGGUCCCGAUGGAAAAUCUUCCCACGCUGCCCGGUCUGCCCUAUUUUUCCCGUGAUACCCCUCCACACACGCUGCCGAAUGGGCAUCCGGAAAAGUGGAUGAAAUUAGGAUACACCGGACACAAACCAUUCCUAUGGCCACGGUUCGGAGAAUCGAACGUACCGCUGACAUCGAAAGCGCUCUGUGAUUUCACCAACAGCUACAACCACCGUCGGAGCACCGAGUGGGAUCCGAUCGCAACCGCUGGCGCCGGAACAACGCAACCAUCGGCAAGGGUUAACGAAAUUUACCACAAAACAAUUGGCCUCGUACCGAACUACCAGGGUCACGUACCGGGGGCUACGUUUAGGUUUGGCAAAACCUUCGGUAACGAUAGCAAGGAUGCGAAGAAAUAUCUGAAACGAUGCUAG